GUAGCGACACUCAGCACGUAAAGUAUACAAGUUUAUAUGUAUAUUCUAUAGUCUUUGGUUUGACUGAACGUAUUUCGCUUUGAAUUCUUUUAUCAGCUUCUAUUUGAAAAGCUUUUGUUAUAGAAUGAUGUGGAGCCGCUUCCGCUGUGCUGCUUCCUUGUUGUUUUCACAGUGAAGGCUCCACGUGUGUCCAGAGUGAUGCCAGUAAACAGAAAAAGAGAACAAGGAAAAGAUGCUGCUGUACAAGGGACAAAUGACAGCAGUGUGGUCAGUAAGGUGUCAGCAGCGGCACAGGGCUACUUCCACGAUGAUUUCCUCAAGCAUUUUGUGUGCAAGAUGUCAAGAAGAGCUCCACUCAUUAAUAGAGGUUAUUAUGUGCGCUGGAAGGCAGUCGAUCACUGUGUAAAGCAGUUUCUCCAUGCAACAAAAUCCUGCCUCAGGAGACAGAUUCUGUCACUGGGAGCAGGGUUUGACUCGCUGUUUUUCCGGCUGCAUGCAGAAGGAGCUCUUGGAGGUGUCACGGUUUUUGAAGUUGACUUUCCAGAAGUUGCCCAUCGCAAAGCGGCCUUGAUCAAUAGCAAUGCUUGCCUAAAGGACACAUUGCCUGAUUGGGAGACUGUCCUGAAAAAGCAGACUAAUGCUGUGUUCAUCAGCAGUGGUCAUUAUAAUUUGAUUGGUGUGGAUGUCAGGAAGGAGCAGGAGGUGGAGGCGACUCUGAGCGCAGCUGGAUUGCAGUGGGACAAUCCUACACUCAUCCUGUCAGAGGUGGUGCUUACUUACAUGGAGACACAAUGGUCGGAUGCUGUGAUUGGCUGGGCUGCAAGGCUCCUCCCACAGUCUAUGUUUGUGAUGUAUGAACAGAUCCGCCCAGAUGACCCAUUUGGCAGAGUCAUGCAGAGCCACUUCCUGAAGCUUAACUCUAAAAUUCAUUCUCUACAACAAUAUCCAGACACUGUGGCUCAAACCCAGAGAUUCAUACAGCAAGGCUGGGAAAAAUGUGUCUGUCUGGACAUGAACCAGUUCUACUUUGACCUUCUUCAUAAAGAUGAGCAACAGAGAGUUGAAAAUCUGGAGCCUUUUGAUGAGUUUGAGGAAUGGCACCAGAAAUUUUCUCAUUACUUCAUCCUUACAGCCUCCAAAGGUUCUGUGACCAGGCAAGCUCUUCUUACACUACCAAAUGCAUCCUCCAUUCCUCUAAUGACUCCUCAGUGGGACACACAUCCUCCUCUGGUCAUACAGCCCAUGUGCGGAUCACCAUCUGUGGAGGCUCUCGGUAUGGCAUCUGCCCUCCUGACCCCUGAAUUUAUUCUACUCACCGGAGGCUUCGGAAGAAACGGAAGAGACACUGCAGCAAGGGUCCUGAUCAAAGAGGAGGGUGGCUGGAAAUGUGCCUGUGUAGAAGUACAUGGAGAUAAAGUGGUGAGUCUUUAUCAGACGUUGACUUCUGUCCCUGGUGGUGGAGCCGUUCUCUUUGGGGGCAGAUCUUCUCCACUCAGUCCAUCAGGAAGUGUCGUUUUGGUGAGCGUUGACCUUGCUGAUGAAGUACAGCUUUCAUUCAAGAAAAUAGUUUGUACUGGCACUGGUCCAAAGCCACGAUGGCGACACACAUCUACUUUAAUAUGCUACAACGACAAGACCUUUUUGUUUGUGUUUGGAGGACGUUCUGAAAAGGAUCCGGUUCUAGGAGAUGCACAUUUCCUUUGUUUGGAGGACAAGCACUGGACUGAGAUUACAGUUGUUGGUGCUGGUCCGGAAGCCCGCCACUCCCAUUCAGCUUGUGCCUAUGGAGGAGGGCUUGUGAUAUUUGGAGGUUUAGGGGAAGGAGGCAGACCUCUGGGGGAUGCCCUUUAUCUGAGACCCACAUCAUCAGGUUUCUGCUGGGAGAUGAAGGAUUUACGUCCACCUCCAGUGCCCAGAUACUCUCACUCAGCUCAUGUAAUUAAUGAGAAGCUGGUUGUGGUUGGUGGAGUCUGGCUUCAGGCUGAUGGAGUACCAGGAGUUUCUGUAAUAAAUCUCAACACUGGAAGCUGUGUGGAGAUCCAGCUGGAUACUUUGUGUGUGCCUUGGCCUCUGAUGCUGCAUUCUUUCUGCUCUGAGCUUCUGGAUUGUGAAGGCUCUGAACUGGUGCUCAUUGGUGGAGGUGGAAACUGUUUCUCAUUUGGAACUCACCUCAAUCUCCAUCCCGUAACUGUGGAUCUUAAACCAAUACUAUGCUGUUGAUUUUAGUCAUAGCACUCAAGCACAAACAACAAACGAGCAAAAAAAUGUGCUGCUGAGUGAGUCUCCAGCCAAACUUUUAUUUGAGCCAGAACUUUGGUUUGAGCAUGCAACCAAAUAGCCCAAGCACUGUGACAGAAACAUCACUCUGUGAAGCGACGGAAAGACUGAACGCUGGGACAGAUUGCGCCCCAGUCCACUGGUUUGCGGUAGUUGCCCUUAUCCAGGAAGUACUGGUGGCCACGAUAGUUGGGAUGCUCAUAGAAGAUCCAGUAUCCGUCCAGAACUUUGCAGGAAUGGACCUCUCGCAGACGGAACCUCUCCUGCACUGAUGGACAGUCUUCAAUGGACUCUAUAGCCUGGCCUGUGAAGUCGGGUUUGUCGUACAACUGAACCUUGUACUGCAUUCCACUCGUCUGCAUGGGUUAGAUGUGCAGGAUCAAUGAAACAAAAAGACAACAGAAUGAAUAUUUAUGUUUAUGUCCAUACUUUACGACUUUAAUAAGUUUUUACAUGAAUAAAUGGAUGCUUUUAUCUUUUUUGCCCACUUUGAA
This is a messenger RNA of Danio aesculapii, 2771 nucleotides long. It is a transcript of the gene lcmt2, whose product is annotated as leucine carboxyl methyltransferase 2. The record is from RefSeq and is a predicted model, not a curated record. Gene Ontology annotation, molecular function: protein binding; tRNA methyltransferase activity. Lineage: Eukaryota; Metazoa; Chordata; Actinopteri; Cypriniformes; Danionidae. Gene Ontology annotation, biological process: tRNA methylation; wybutosine biosynthetic process. Bases 199 to 2220 code for a protein of 673 amino acids. The transcript is spliced from 14 exons.